AUGGUCAGCAUCAGCUCCCGUGAAGCCCGAGCUGCCCCGGCAUGGUGCCGCUGGGAUGAGGUGUGGAUCUGGGACCAGCCCUGGAGACGGAAGACGAUGCUGAACGACCUGCUGCGCUUCGACGUGAAGGACUGCUCGUGGUGCAGGGCUUUUACCACCGGGACCCCGCCAGCACCACGGUAUCACCACUCAGCUGUGGUCUAUGGGAGCAGCAUGUUUGUCUUUGGUGGCUAUACUGGAGACAUUUAUUCCAAUUCCAACCUGAAGAAUAAAAAUGAUCUCUUUGAAUACAAGUUUGCAACUGGACAGUGGACAGAGUGGAAGACUGAAGGAAGAUUGCCAGUUGCGAGGUCAGCUCAUGGCGCAACAGUGUAUAGCGAUAAGCUGUGGAUCUUUGCAGGAUAUGAUGGCAAUGCACGGUUAAAUGAUAUGUGGACAAUUGGCCUGCAGGAUAGAGAGCUAACAUGCUGGGAAGAGAUUGAACAAAGUGGUGAAAUUCCUCCUUCGUGCUGUAAUUUUCCUGUGGCUGUUUGCAAAGACAAGAUGUUUGUUUUCUCUGGCCAGAGCGGAGCAAAGAUUACCAAUAAUCUCUUUCAGUUUGAAUUCAAGGAAAAGAUUUGGACACGAAUUCCUACUGAGCACUUACUUCGAGGCUCCCCUCCUCCUCCACAACGAAGAUACGGCCACACAAUGGUUGCGUUCGACCGGCAUCUCUACGUGUUUGGUGGUGCUGCAGAUAACACGCUGCCCAACGAGCUUCACUGCUACGACGUGGACUCUCAGACCUGGGAAGUUAUCCAGCCCAGCCCAGACAGCGAGGUGUCCCACCCAGAAGUGGCUGAGAGAGUAUCUGCCCCAGAAGAAGUGCCCUCCUUGCCCUCGGAAGAACGUGGUUUAAAAAAAUCUCGGGAUGUAUUUGGUUUAGAUUUCGGCAUAACAACAGUUAAACAACCACCCACAGCAGACUCGGAGCUCCCUUGCGGGAGACUCUUCCACGCUGCAGCUGUGAUCUCAGAUGCUAUGUACAUCUUUGGUGGCACAGUGGACAAUAACAUUAGAAGUGGAGAAAUGUACAGGUUCCAGUUUUCUUGUUACCCUAAAUGCACUCUACAUGAAGAUUAUGGAAGGCUGUGGGAAAACAGGCAGUUCAGUGACUUGGAGUUUGUUUUGGGAGAGAAGGAAGAACGAGUCCGGGGGCACACUGCAAUUGUUACAGCUCGCUGCAAGUGGCUCAAAAAGAAAAUCAUACAGGCAAGGGAGAGGUUGAAACAGAAAUCAAAGCAAGAUCUUGAAGACGAGGGACAUGUACCGUGUCAGAAGGAUGGGAUUGGUGGGAAUGUCAAGUUGUGCCGCCUGCAGCCGUUGCUGGAAGUGCCCAUCCGAGAGGCUGAGGCGCAACCCUUCGAGGUGCUCAUGCAGUUUCUGUAUACGGAUAAAAUAAAAUACCCUCGCAAAGGUCACGUGCAGGAUGUGUUACUUAUUAUGGAUGUAUACAAACUAGCCUUAAACUUCAAGCUCUCUCGACUGGAACAGCUCUGCCUUCAAUAUAUCGAAGCAUCCGUAGAUCUGCAGAAUGUGCUCAUUGUGUGUGAAAAUGCUAACAAGCUUCAGCUGGAUCAGCUAAAGGAACAUUGCCUGAACUUUGUGGUGAAGGAAUCACAUUUUAAUCAGGUAAUAAUGAUGAAGGAGUUUGAGCAUCUUUCUUCAUCCCUCAUAGUGGAGAUUGUACGGAGAAAACAGCAACCUCCUGUUCGAACACACUCUGAUCAGCCGCUUGACAUCGGAACAUCUUUAAUUCAGGACAUGAAGGCUUACCUAGAAGGAGCUGGGACUGAAUUCUGUGAUAUCAUUCUUCUCUUAGACGGCCACCCACGGCCAGCCCAUAAAGCAAUCCUAGCAGCCCGCUCCAGUUACUUCGAAGCCAUGUUCCGUUCCUUCAUGCCAGAAGAUGGGCAAGUGAAUAUUUCUAUAGGGGAAAUGGUUCCCAGCAAGCAAGCAUUUGAAUCUAUGCUUAGAUACAUUUAUUAUGGAGAAGUAAACAUGCCUCCUGAAGACUCCCUCUACCUCUUUGCUGCACCUUACUAUUACGGCUUCUCCAACAACAGACUGCAAGCCUAUUGUAAGCAGAAUCUAGAAAUGAAUGUCACAGUGGAGAACGUACUCCAGAUUUUAGAGGCGGCUGACAAGACCCAGGCCCUGGACAUGAAGAGGCACUGCCUGCACAUCAUCGUUCACCAGUUCACCAAGGUCUCCAAGUUGCCAAAUCUCCGCUCCCUAAGUCAGCUACUCCUUCUUGACAUCAUAGAGUCGUUAGCUAACCACAUAUCAGACAAGCAGUGCGCAGAGCUGGGCUCAGACAUAUGACACGCUUUGGUAAUCGAACUUUUCAUUUGUUCCUCAAAAAAAGUAGCACUUUACGGCUGACUCUCUUUUUUACCAUUCCAUACUGAGCUGCUCAGAGUGCCUACACAAUAUAGCAGGCGGCCAAGAGGAGCACGGACGGCCGACUUGCUCUCCCAUGGAUUUGCUUGGUUUGUACCUUUGGGGAGAAGGGUUUGGUCUCUCUUACGCAAAUGUAAAAUUGAAACCAUU
This is a messenger RNA of Nipponia nippon (crested ibis), 2592 nucleotides long. NCBI's taxonomy places the organism in Eukaryota, Metazoa, Chordata, Aves, Pelecaniformes, Threskiornithidae. The record is from RefSeq and is a predicted model, not a curated record.